CUAGAGGCAUUCCGCUUCCUUUGCACAUAUCUUCAAGUCUCACCCGAAUAUGCCGAUACUCUGUUAUCGUUUGGAGAGCCGAGUGGGGACGUCGUCGAGUUUCAUCAACCAUCCAGCUACCAGGAGUACUUUCUACCUCCAAUAGCGGAGAAUUUCUUGAAGACGCCUGAGCUGGGACGGUCAGGGUGGGAACUGAGAAAUAUAUACAAGCUUUCGGCGAUGGAGUUAUCCGCAGAUGGCUAUUUCAUGCGUCAACAAGCUGUCCACCAUUCCUUUGACUUUGCCACAGGAAAGUCGUUAUUUAUUAUUACAAAGGCAAAUAAUAAUGCAAUCCGACGACAAAUUGAAGCAAUAGGGAAUGGGGCUGUUCCAGACUCUACUGCCCGCUCAUUUCUCGAUUCUCUCGAGACCCAGCUUAUCUCCUUCACUUGGUGUGCUGACGGAUGGAAAGAACAUAUUGGAGUUUUGGAGCUGAAGAUACGCCAGAUCUCAAAGAGAAUACACAAUAUCUCCAUGUCGUCUGAGGACGAACAUGUGGAUUUCAAUUAUGGCGGCCAAAGGGCCAGCUCAGUAAAUCCUGAUGCUACCUUGGAGAAUCAAGAUGAAACGGGCCCACGACUCAACUCAUUCAAACGCCUUAGCUCGGUUCUCUCUGACAACUUUCGUUGGAUUAAUGCGGAAAAGAGGCUUGGCACUUCAUCAACAAUAGUGGUCGAACCUAAGAAGGCGAAGACUACGUCAGAGCGGCUACAAGAAAACACUGAGACGAUUAAAAACUCGAUUAAAAGGAUUAAAAUUUUAGAAGAGUUUCCCUUCAGUGGGCUCCAAAAGCUGACUUCAGCCUGCCAACAUCUUCAAGAGGCCAAACUUGUCAUGGUGUUAAAUAUCGGAGUGCUGGCUGACGUUCGCGAGUUUUAUGAGGAUUUAUUUGAAGCUGUUGAGUUCCCGCCAGGCAUUAAAAAGUACCAUACCACCGAACUGCAAACCUUCUUGAGGAGAAUACGAUGCUCUGAGAAAAAGCUCUCCACGCAGUGUACGAGAGUGGAUGCAUUGAUCCAUAUCACGAACGAUGGAAAGAAUUUGUAUAACUCAAUUCAGCAGCGACAGAGCGCAGAAACCAGCACUUUAUUCGCUAUGGAUGCCCUUGGGACCUCGAUAAGAAUGGAAAGCUCGACGAAACGGAUGGAAGAUAUUGCUCAGAGCACGGAACGCGAUACCGCUUCUAUGCACGUGAUCACCUUCUUCGCCUUGGUGUUUCUUCCUGGCACAUUUCUUGGGAGCUUCUUCAGUACUCCAAUAUUUGACACCAACUCAAAGGAGAACCCUUGGGAACUGAAUUGGGGGCUCUUUUGGCUCUUUUUGAAGAUCUACUUCCCCAUGAUGGUCAUCACCAUCCUUCUGUGGGGCGUGUAUGUAUACGUGGCCAAGAUCCGACGACUUCGGCGGCAGCAGGCUCGAGUGGCACAACUGUGC
Clonostachys solani is the source of this 1473-nucleotide messenger RNA. The record is from the annotation of a GenBank genome assembly. NCBI's taxonomy places the organism in Eukaryota, Fungi, Ascomycota, Sordariomycetes, Hypocreales, Bionectriaceae.